UCCCUGUCGCUGGCGGCUCUGGUGGGCGAGACGGUGAUGACGCCAUCGGGUCAGGCCAACGUCAUCUACCUGGCAGUGAACGAGAGCAGCCCGGGCAGCCUGCUGCUGCAGCUGUGUGAGCUGCUGGCCACCACGCCCCUGCAGGGUUUGGUGUUCGAGGAGGAGAGGCCGCCGCCGCCCAACCGGGCCCCUCUGGCCCCCAUGCUGGAGUUCGUCUCCGCCCAGACGGGGGUUCCCGUGGUCGCUGUAGGGGGAGGGGCCAGCCUGGGACGAGAGCCGCAGGAGACCGGCUCCAUCUACCUCCAGUUCACCUGCUCCACCGCGCUCCAGCUGGAGGUCAUCUUCGAGGUUCUGGAGGAGUACGACUGGACCGCCUUCUCCGUGGUGACCACCCGGCACCACGGCUACGAGGACUUCCUGGCCAUGGUGGAGGGCAUGACGGACGGCUCCUUCAUCGGCUGGGAGAAGAACAGCGUGGUGAUCCUGAACGUGACGGACGACCCCGGGGAGGCGCGAACCAAGCGGCUGCUCAAAGACCACGAAGCCCAGGUGCGUCUGCUGUACUGUUCCCUGGAGGAGGCGGCGCUGAUCUUCCGUGCAGCCUUGGCGGCGGGUCAGGCCGGGCCCAGUCACAUGUGGUUCGCCGUGGGACCCGCCCUGUCCGGCCUGGGCCUGGAGGGGCUGCCCAAGGCCCUGUUCGCCAUCCGGCCUCAGGGCUGGAGGGACGAGCCACGCAGGCGUAUUGCCAAAGGCGUCUCGGUGCUCACCCACGGGGCCAUGGCUCUGCGCAGGGACCUGGGGACCAACAGCCGGCUGCAGUACGCCGGCAACUGCCAGAGCGACGGGAACCAGACGCACCGAGUGCACGACCGGAUCAGGUACUUCACCAACAUCUCCAUCGGCGGGCGGGACUACUCCUUCAACAGCGACGGCUACCUGUCCAACCCGCUGCUCGACGUCAUCUCCUACACCAAUGGGAGGGGCUGGGAGGAGGUGGGCUGGUGGGAGAACGGACACCUGCGGCUGCGGUACCACCCCUGGUCCCGGUACGGCUCCUUCCUGAAGCCGCUGGACGACGCCCAGCACCUGCGGGUGGUCACCCUGGAGGAGAGGCCCUUCGUCAUCGUGGAGCCGGCCGACCCGGGAACCAGCUCCUGCAUCCGGGACUCGGUGCCCUGCCGCAUGCCCGUCAACUCCAGCCUGGUGGUGGACAGCGCCGGGCCCAUGAAGCACUGCUGCAAAGGAUUCUGCAUCGACGUGCUGAAGCGCCUGGCCAAGAUCGUGGGCUUCAGCUACGACCUGUACCUGGUGACCAACGGGCGGCACGGCAAGAACAUCGACGGGGAGUGGAACGGCAUGGUGGGGGAGGUGGUGUCCAACAGGGCCGACAUGGCCAUCGGCUCGCUCACCAUCAACGAGGAGAGGUCGGAGGUCGUGGAGUUCUCCGUUCCGUUCGUGGAGACCGGCAUCAGCGUCAUGGUUUCACGCAGCAACGGCACCGUGUCGCCGUCGGCCUUCCUCGAGCCCUACAGCCCAGCGGUGUGGGUGAUGAUGUUUGUGAUGUGCCUGUCGGUGGUGGCUGUCACCGUCUUCAUCUUCGAGUUCUUCAGCCCGGUGGGAUACAACCGCAGCCUGCAGAGCGCCAAGAAGUCGGGAGGAUCCAAGUUCACCAUCGGGAAGUCGGUGUGGCUGCUGUGGGCGCUGGUCUUCAACAACUCGGUGCCUGUGGAGAAUCCCAGAGGAACCACCAGCAAGAUCAUGGUGCUGGUCUGGGCGUUCUUCGCUGUCAUCUUCCUGGCGUCCUACACGGCCAACCUGGCUGCCUUCAUGAUCCAGGAGGAGUACAUCGACACGGUGUCAGGGCUGUCAGACAAGAAGUUCCAGCAGCCGAACGAGCAGUACCCCCCCCUGCGCUUCGGCACGGUGCCGAACGGCAGCACGGAGGAGAACAUCCGCUCCAACUACCCCAACAUGCACCAGUACAUGAUCCGCAACAACCAGAAGGGAGUGGAGGAGGCCAUCGAAAACCUCAAGACCGGGAAACUGGAUGCCUUCAUUUAUGACGCCGCAGUUCUGAACUACAUGGCGAGGAAGGACGAGGGCUGCAAGGUGAUGACCAUCGGCUCUGGCAAGGUGUUCGCCACCACCGGCUACGGCAUCGCGCUGAACAAGAACUCCCGCUGGAAACGACCACUGGACCUGGCCCUGCUGCAGCUGGUGGGGGACGAUGAGAUUGAUAUGUUGGAGCGUCUCUGGCUCUCGGGGAUCUGCCACAACGAUAAGAUCGAGGUGAUGAGCAGUAAACUGGACAUCGACAACAUGGCGGGGGUCUUCUACAUGCUGCUCGUGGCCAUGGGCCUCAGCAUGCUGGUGUUCGCCUGGGAGCAUCUGGUGUACUGGAAACUCCGGCACUGUGUGAAGCGAUCUGGUGGGAUGGACUUCCUCCUGGCUCUGAGCAGGGUGAGACACUGCAGCGAGGACCCCAGGGUCCCAGUUCACCUCGACAAGAUCCCAGUGUAG
Platichthys flesus (European flounder) is the source of this 2520-nucleotide messenger RNA. Its product is annotated as glutamate receptor ionotropic, NMDA 2D-like. Gene Ontology annotation, biological process: long-term synaptic potentiation; synaptic transmission, glutamatergic; monoatomic ion transport. NCBI's taxonomy places the organism in Eukaryota, Metazoa, Chordata, Actinopteri, Pleuronectiformes, Pleuronectidae. The record is from RefSeq and is a predicted model, not a curated record. Gene Ontology annotation, molecular function: transmitter-gated monoatomic ion channel activity involved in regulation of postsynaptic membrane potential; NMDA glutamate receptor activity. The coding region runs from base 37 to 2520 and encodes 827 amino acids. Gene Ontology annotation, cellular component: NMDA selective glutamate receptor complex; plasma membrane; postsynaptic density membrane. The transcript is spliced from 17 exons.